GAAGGAAAUUCAUUUGAAUCGCAAGUGGUAGCGCAGCAGCGUUGUAGUAUGACUUUGUCAUAAUUAUUCAAGAAGAAGAACAGUUACUUAAUUUUUGAUGACGGCAUCAAGGACGUGAUCAACAAAACCAGUAGAAAGCGAAAAUAAAUCAUCAUGGGCAAUUCCGUUCUUAAGUGUGACCAGGCGAACGCGCACGCCACCUUUGUUGCGACCUUGGAUCGGCUCUCGGACCCCACGGUGUGUAUGGUGAGGAUGCUGAAGCGGCUCCAAAGCGACGCGGAGGGGCUGGACCGGCUGCGCGCCGGGGCGAGAUCAUCGAGCGCCUCUUCCAUCUACGAAACGCACCCAGAAGCUGUGGACCUGCUGAAUGAUGCUUUGCGGGCAGUACUUGAAAGUGAGGAUGAAAAUGAUGUGGCAGGGGCGUCGUCCUCAGGCCCGGAAGGCCGCGAUGGUGAACCGCGGACGAUGAAACUAGCGGCGCUGUCCGCAUUCGCAGCCCGGCCGGCGCAAGAGCGGUACGAUGCUUCGUCCAGAAGAGCUUUAAUCUAAUAACUAUAAGGGGAAGGCUUGGCAAAAUUGCUGCUGAACCUUCAGAAGCUUUCUCUUCUGAAGGUCUUCUGAAGGUCCAAAAUCAUCACUGGAACCUUCUGAAGAAAUGGAAAAAAGCCUCUUUUUUUUGAGCGAGCAUACCAUCGGUUUAACCGUGAGCAUUUUUUUCUUCUGAAGGUCACGCCUUCAGAAGGUUUUUUUUGACCUUCAGAAGAAAAAGAUGGAAAAUGAGCAAAAAAACCUUCAGAAGGUGAAAAAUGACCGCUUUGAAAUCUUCUGAAGGUUGAAAACCUUCAGAAGGUGGCACUUUUUUGACCUUCAGAAGACUUUCCGACUUUUUAGACAAAAAAAGGCAGUGAAGUGUCGCAAUUUUGGCCAACCUUCUGAAGGUUGAAAACCUUCUUCAGAAGGUUUUUCAAUUGUGUCUCCAAAGCGACAACUUUUUGCGUCCUUUUUUCCGCAUUCUUCAGAAGCUUUGACCUUCUGAAGACCAUUUUCUGUAGAAUCUUCUGAAGACUGAAAAGCUUCUGAAGACUUUUCAGAAAAUACGCAAGACGCACGAAAGUGCUCAAAAGCUUUUCUGAUGCGCGUUGCUUUGCUGGGCGUUUUAAAAGCAUUGCUCGCGCCGCCUAUUUCGAAAGUGCCACCGGCGCGCGCGCGCAUUUCGAAAGUGCCCACAGGCACGACUUAGUGCGCGCCUUACUUCCUUGUGCGAUGAAAGAGCGCUGCUUGUGCUAGAAGAUAUUUUCACAGGACGCGCUUUGGAGUUAUUGUUCAGCUGCUCGCUCUGCUAUUGUGCUUUUUCUCGAACUCCCCUUUGGGAUUUUACUUUUGCAUCAAAAAAAAGCCGUUGGCGCCUGCGGUUCCAUUCUGUGUCGAGGCCUGUGCUGCUUUUUGCCUCUGAAAAGCAGUUUCUUCGGCCGCGGUGAAUGCCCUGCCCUGGAGACGUCGGCUUUUUUUUAUCUUUUUUGGUUCUUCUUGGCAGUUGAGUACUACCUGGAGCUUGGUCAGUGAGCCCGGCCGCGGACGGCGUCGCCUAUGACUACCUGUUGCCUGUUUUCACUAACCAAGCAGAAAGCGCUUGCAAUGCACGUAAUAACUCCAAAUUUGGCCGGCUCAAGAGCGGUACGAUGCUUCGUCCAGAAGAGCUUUUUAUGUAUGAUGCUUUUGGUCUUCUAUUCGCUAGUACCGCUAGGAAGCUGCAAUGCAGAGCAGAUGAUUUGAAAAAGGACGCGACAGCUGGCAAAAAAAGUACGAAAAAACACAGGGUCGACCUGCUGCUGAGGCAACGACUCAUCACGCGAACGAAGCAAGCACAUCUGUGUCGGGGACUCCUGACGCGGCUACGUUUUACGACGCUUCCGCCGAAUCACGAUGCUGUGAGGGAUCUGAAGCUUUUCCUCCUGGCCGCGAUGGAAUGCAUUGUCAUCUACGCGUCGUUAGAGGAGCAGCUCCCCGCGCUGGGGGAGGAGGAGAGAAAAAUGGUGUACGGUACCGCUGUGUCAGAUCAGCUGAGUUACUGGGAAGUUAUGUGA
Amoebophrya sp. A120 is the source of this 2084-nucleotide messenger RNA. The record is from the annotation of a GenBank genome assembly. NCBI's taxonomy places the organism in Eukaryota, Dinophyceae, Syndiniales, Amoebophryaceae.